Molecule: messenger RNA, 741 nt
Organism: Medicago truncatula (barrel medic)
Lineage: Eukaryota; Viridiplantae; Streptophyta; Magnoliopsida; Fabales; Fabaceae
Product: cuticle collagen 34
Exons: 2
Coding region: 57-500 (147 amino acids)
Source: RefSeq, a predicted model, not a curated record
UAAUUUUCACACCUUUCAUUAGAAAAAUUUAGUUGAUUCUAAUUUACUUGAUAAAAAUGGCUUCUAAACUAGCCUUGUUCAUCCAAGGCCUCUUGGUCAUUGUUGUUUUAAUCUCUUCCAUGGGGGAAGCUAGAAAUUUGGUUGAGGUUGCAAUGAAGCAAAAUGAUGUGGAUAAUGUCAAGUAUUAUGCGAAAAAAAGUCUUACAAACAAAGGCGAUUCAAGUUCAGAUUGCUUCAUACCUGGUUUUCCUGGCAUCCCAGGAAUUCCAGAAAUACCAGGAAUCCCAGGCAUACCAGGAUUUCCAGGCAUACCAGGAUGGCCCGGUACACCAAAUACACCUAACACUCCUGCAUCACCAAGUCCAUCUACAACUCCAGAAACACCUGAUUCACCUACACCUAGCCCAGAUGAUUCACCUGCACCUAACACUCCUGCAUCACCAAAUCCAUCUACAACUCCUGAAACACCUGAUUCACCUGCACCUAGCCUAGAUGAUUAAACUUUCCGAUGUAGCUAAAUUAAUAAAAUAAGAAAAAUGCUAUAUAAUGUGAAUGCAUUCUCCCGAAUUCAUCCCGACCUUUAUUCGACCAAGCCUUUUUUUUUUACUCCGCCUUUUACUGAGACUUCUCAUGUAUUCCUGCCAUGUGCAACUUUUUAUUGGUUAGUUUUAAAUUUAUGAUGCGAUCGGGAUAAUAUUGAUCUUAUAGUUAUGUGAUAUUUAUGUAAGCAUAUUAUAAAUA